This is a messenger RNA of Hypoxylon fragiforme, 882 nucleotides long. RefSeq names its product 40S ribosomal protein S17. Gene Ontology annotation, biological process: translation. Lineage: Eukaryota; Fungi; Ascomycota; Sordariomycetes; Xylariales; Hypoxylaceae. Bases 183 to 620 code for a protein of 145 amino acids. Gene Ontology annotation, molecular function: structural constituent of ribosome. The record is from RefSeq and is a predicted model, not a curated record. The transcript has 3 exons. Gene Ontology annotation, cellular component: ribosome.
UUUCCUGCCCUAGUACCCACCCGGAGUUUUACCGAAUUUUCCCCCACACAGAAUUCACCCACUCGCAAAUAUUCUUUUUCGUGACUUUCUCAAACAAGCAGAGCACAACCAAUUUUCGGACUUCUUCAACCACCAGACUCCUUUCAACUCCCAAUUAACCCACAGUCCUCAAUACCGCCAAAAUGGGUCGCGUUCGUACCAAGACCGUGAAGAAGUCCGCCAAGGUCAUCAUUGAGCGAUACUACCCCAAGCUCACUCUUGACUUCGAGACCAACAAGCGAGUUUGUGAUGAGAUCGCUAUCAUCGCCUCUAAGCGCCUACGCAACAAGAUUGCCGGCUACACUACUCACUUGAUGAAACGAAUUCAACGAGGACCCGUCCGCGGUAUCUCCUUCAAGCUCCAGGAAGAAGAGCGAGAACGCAAGGAUCAAUACGUGCCCGAGGUUUCUGCUCUUGACUUCACGUUGAACACCGAGUCUGGCCAGCUCGAUAUCGAUGUUGAGACCAAGGACCUACUGAAGCACCUUGGCUUCGAGAACGUCCCUGUCAACGUCGUACCUGUUACUCAACAACAGACCGCCGAGCGACCCCGACGAUUCGGUGACCGUGCCCCGCGAUAAAUCAAAAAAGUACUACGGGAGAUGACGUCGCGGCAUUUAUGAAUGAGGGUGGAUGGUUUAUGGGUUGAUUUUAAGGGCUAUUGGCAUCGGUCUCAUGACUAUACGGCGUCUCUACUACGGACGAUAGUAGGUUCAUUCUAGAUCCGCAAUUGACGAGAUCUUCCCACACUAGGUGUCCCUGAUUUGAUAGCGAAAGCUGGAGAUGACGGUUGAUUGCCAUUUUCCCCUUCCUACCUUGAUGCGUGCAUACGUGAAUUGUCUU